Raphanus sativus (radish) is the source of this 345-nucleotide messenger RNA. RefSeq lists its product as uncharacterized. The record is from RefSeq and is a predicted model, not a curated record. Lineage: Eukaryota; Viridiplantae; Streptophyta; Magnoliopsida; Brassicales; Brassicaceae. The coding region runs from base 1 to 345 and encodes 114 amino acids. The transcript has a single exon.
AUGCAUGAGGCUAGUCGAGAGAGUGUAUGGUUGAGAUCUAUGACACAACACAUCAGUACCACUUGUGGUAUAACCAAAGGAAAUGAUCCACCUACCAUCCUAUACGAAGAUAACACAGUCUGCAUUGCUCAGUUUAAAGAUGGAUAUAUCAAAGGAGACCGGACGAAGCACAUUCUUCCAAAGUUCUUCUUUACCCAUGAGCUCCAGAAGGCAGGAGAGGUCCAAGUGUUACAAGUCAGUUCAAGUGAGAAUUCAGCCGAUCUCUUCACCAAGUCCUUAGCCACAUCAGUGUUCAAGAAGCUCGUGCACCAGAUAAGCAUGCGUCGACUGAAGGAUCUACGGUGA